This is a messenger RNA of Colletotrichum phormii, 847 nucleotides long. RefSeq lists its product as uncharacterized. The transcript has a single exon. NCBI's taxonomy places the organism in Eukaryota, Fungi, Ascomycota, Sordariomycetes, Glomerellales, Glomerellaceae. The record is from RefSeq and is a predicted model, not a curated record. The coding region runs from base 314 to 778 and encodes 154 amino acids.
UAGUUGAUGCUCACAAAGCAGGCAGCCCAUCAUCUUGCCCGUCAUUUGUCGCAUACAUAACGGACCAAUCGUCAAAUGCAGCCAUGUGUAGCAACAUGAGACGAGCCAGGUGUAUCUAUACCCUCCAGACGGUGUAUGGAAUUACAAAAGACCAUAUUCAAACACCGGCCCAGCCAGCAGCUUACACACAUUGUGCGUGCUCAAAAACCGAUCAGACUUAGAAGGUAGCGCAUGGCCCAGUCGCGAGCAAGAGUCAUCAUCUGCACCACCAUGAAUCUAGCGACGCCAUCCCACAUCCUCACGAGGGUCUCAGAUGUUGCCUUAUCGCUCUCUUCUGAUUCGCUUAUUUCUUCUCCAACCAUGCGUCAUACAACGCCGGCAUCGUCGACUGGGCUCUGGCGUGGGUGUGAGUGGGAACGGGGAUGGUCGUUGUGGGUUCUUGGAGGUUCAGCGAGGAACUGAGUCGGAGCCAUCUCAAGACAUGGCUGACUUCUCCAUGGUUUGCGGGGUAGAACCAUCAAAAGGCAUGGGUGAAGUCCAGGCAUGUGUAAGGGACAUUUGCCCAGCCGUCGGUAUUCAUCGCUUGUCCAAGGUUCAGCGUCACAAACGUCUGCUUACAGCGCAUCUCGCACAGCUCGACAGCAUCGGGCCAAGAACUCGCAUAGUAUUGCCGCCGCGCACGAGAUGGGGGCACGAGCACUGGCGGGCCGCACAGGCUUCUAUGCAAGUUUCGAUAUUGAUCCGUUGGCCAAGUUACGGCAACCCUCUAGGUGACUGACUGCGCGGACUCCAACACCAACAUCAGCGCCAAGACCCCAAAACACGGCUCCGGAUCUCAACGGCGUCC